Molecule: messenger RNA, 2562 nt
Organism: Stegodyphus dumicola
Lineage: Eukaryota; Metazoa; Arthropoda; Arachnida; Araneae; Eresidae
Product: non-specific lipid-transfer protein-like 2
Molecular function (GO): acyltransferase activity, transferring groups other than amino-acyl groups
Source: RefSeq, a predicted model, not a curated record
UUAUGUUAAUUAAAAUUGAGCUCAUAAUUUUGUGUUUGUAUUAUGAGCAACUAUAAAAUUAUUUGUGUUAUAUAAUUGGUCUUUAAUUUUCUUGCAUAAUUUAGGAAACAGGAAAAAUGUCUGCUGCAGGUAAAAGAAGAGUUUUUGUCAUUGGAGUGGGAAUGACAAAAUUUGUAAAACCAGGCUCAACAGGUGCUGAUUAUCCAGAUUUUGCAAGAGAAGCUGUGACAAAAGCUUUGACCGAUGCCAAAAUCAGAUACGAUUCAGUGCAACAGGCUUGUGUUGGUUAUGUAUACGGGGAUUCAACGUGUGGUCAGCGAGCUUUGUAUGAAGUUGGAAUGUCUGGCAUACCUAUUUAUAAUGUAAAUAAUAAUUGUUCCACAGGAUCUACUGCUUUAUAUAUGGGAAAACAAUUAAUUGAGGGAGGUAUAUGUGAUUGUGCCCUUGCUCUAGGAUUCGAAAAGAUGGCACGAGGAUCCUUGACAUCUAAAUUUGAUGAUCGUACAAAUCCCAUGGAUAAGCAUGUUUUAGUUUUAUCAAACCGACAUGGGUUUGCUCCAGCUCCGGUUGCUGCUCAGUUCUUUGGCAGUGCUGGGAGGGAGCAUAUGGAAAUGUAUGGUACAAAACCUGAACAUUUUGCAAAAAUUGCAUACAAGAAUCAUAAGCAUUCGGUAAAAAAUCCAAAUUCUCAGUUUAGGGAUGAAUAUUCAUUGAAUCAGAUAUUAAAUUCACCUGUUGUUUAUGAACCUCUAACAAAGUUGCAAUGCUGUCCAACAUCUGAUGGUGCAGCUGCUGCAAUAUUAGCAAGUGAAGAUUUUGUCCAUGCUCAUGGACUUGAAGAUCAAGCUGUGGAAAUAGUUGGUAUGGAAAUGUCGACAGAUGUUCCUAGUGCAUUUAAAGAAAAUAGCAGCAUUAAGAUGAUAGGCUUUGAUAUGACAAAAAAUGCUGCAAAUAAGCUUUAUCAAAAAACUGGUAUCCAUCCAUCUGAUGUUGAUGUUGUUGAAUUGCAUGAUUGCUUUUCCACGAAUGAACUUAUUACAUAUGAAGCCUUAGGUUUGUGUGAUGUUGGAAAGGGAGCUGAAUUAGUUGACUCUGGAAACAACACAUAUGGAGGAAAGUAUGUUAUAAAUCCUAGUGGAGGAUUAAUAUCUAAAGGACAUCCUUUAGGAGCCACUGGCAUUGCUCAGUGCGCUGAACUUUGCUGGCAACUUCGAAAUGAAGCUGGAGAAAGGCAGGUACCAAAUGCCAAAUUAGCUCUUCAGCACAACAUUGGACUUGGUGGAGCAGUAGUAGUUGCUUUGUAUAGAUUGGGUUUUCGAAAAAAUUCUGUGCAAGCUCCUAGUGGGAGUUUAGAGCCACCCGCAGAUAUAUUUAAGUUGAAAUCUUCAAAAUUUUUUACUAAAGCACUUUCAUUGGUAAAAGAUGCAGAAAAUUCUUUGGGUAAAAAUAUAAAUGGAUCCAUAAAAUUUAAAGUUCAUGAUGAUAAUUCUGAUUAUGUAGCAGUUGGUAACAUUAUAAUAGACAAAGGCAAAAUUAAUAUAUCAUUUGACCCAAACUUGAAAACAGAUUGUAUCAUUACUUUGAACGAUAGUGUGUUAUAUGAUUUUUUAACAAAAAAAACCACAAUUGAGCAAGCAUUUUUUGCUGGAAAGGUAAAAUUGCAAGGAAAUGUUGGUUUUGUCACAAGAAUGAUGUCUAUAAAAAAUGUUCUUCUGUCUAAAUUGUAAAUUUUUUUUUCGUAAAAUGCAUAAUUUUAUUUGUUUUUAUUUACAUUCUAUCAAAUUACAAAAUAACUGUGCCUUUUUAAAUGUAGUUAAUUCAUCAUUUGUCUGUUCAGAACGAAAUGCUUUCUUUUUCAAGUGAUUUAUUUGAUUCCAAAUGUUUAAAAAAGCUUAUUAUAUUAAUAGAUUAUUAAAAUAUCAAAAACUGGUUAUGUAACAAAUUUUUGAAUCUGCAAUAUAAUGAAUCAUAUGAAUUUUAAUAAAAUUCCUAACAAAAUUCAGUUUUCCUUGAAGGAGACUGAUUAAGCAAUGAAAAGAAGAAAUGAUUUCUUUCUAUGACAAUUUAUUUUGAAUGGUUUGAGUUUUUUGAAAUGUUGCAGUUUUAUUCUUAGCAUAUCAAAAAUAUUGUACAUGUGUAAAAUGAGAUAAACUCCAUGUGCUAUCAUGAUUAAGCUCAAAUUAAACAUUAUAAAAUAACUUAUAUGUUAUUUACCAUUAUUCCAUAAAUAAUAUAUUUUAAAAAUUUUUGUUGUGCCAUUAAAGCUUUAUCAUAUAUACUUAAAAUGUGAGAAUUUUUUAUGCAGAUUGUGUUGCUUGAGAUGUUUUCAGGAAAUAGUAAUAUCAAUUUUCUGGAAAUGCAGAAAAAAAGCAAAUAUAACUAAUAUUCUAGUCUUGACUUCUACUUUAACUAUUUUGUAAAUGAAUGGUUACUUAUGAUACCAAUGAAAAGUACAAGUAUAAAUUCCUUUAAUGUUUCAAUGUUAAUGAUCAAUGUUAAGAUUUACACUAGUCAGUAAUUGUAACAUAUAAAAAUAUGAAAUAAAAGAAGUUUUAUAGUUUU